This is a messenger RNA of Dreissena polymorpha, 705 nucleotides long. RefSeq lists its product as uncharacterized. Bases 53 to 532 code for a protein of 159 amino acids. NCBI's taxonomy places the organism in Eukaryota, Metazoa, Mollusca, Bivalvia, Myida, Dreissenidae. The transcript has 4 exons. The record is from RefSeq and is a predicted model, not a curated record.
CAGAAGGCGUCAUAUUUAUUUCUCUAGUUUCAACGCCGGAUUUAUCAACAGAAUGCUUGGUUUUCUACUGCCAUCCUUCGUUGUAAUAGUUCUUUUCGCCGGACUCACUCACGGGGGCGGUGAUAAUGUACGGGAAGGACGUGGUACUGUCUUAUUUCCUACAGGGGGAGGUGAUAAUGAACGAGAAGGACAUGGGCGCAGGCGUAGGACCACAACUGUACUGCCAACAGUGCCAACAGUGGCAACAGUGCCGCCAAUUGAUGUGUGCCCUGGUCGGCCCCCGUGUUUGCCCGUACCGUCCAUCGACUGUGUGUCGUCCUACGUGUACGAUAACAUGAACGGCACCGCUUGUCUGUACAGCUGCACGCACUGGUGUUGCUCCACCGUGGAGGCGCUUCUUCUCUCGUGUCCCACGACGAACCCGGACGACCCAUACUGUGUGGCCACUAAUAUCGUCAGCUACAUCAUUCGAGGGCGCGAAUGCCCUGUGUACUGUGGAUGCGUUCCGGACUGUUCUAGAUUAAUAUGCUGAACGGAAACACAAAUUUUAGACAAAAAACGUUUAGUUAUUUUAGUUUCUGAAUUAUCUAAUAAACUUGCAUAAAGAUGUACUGCGCGAGUAAAUUGUAAAUGUUAUAUCACUAGUUUGGAAAGAUAACAAACCAUGCAUGCUGGCGAGAAACCUUACUUUGUCAGUGGAAGAGA